AUGAAAUAUACUUUUCUUACAUCAUUAAUAGCUGGCGGAUUGGCUGGUACAACUGUUGAUGUAAUUUUAUUUCCAUUAGACACAUUAAAAACACGUUUACAAUCUAAACAAGGAUUUAUAAAAUCAGGAGGAUUUGCUAAUCUAUAUAGAGGAAUUCUUCCUGUAUUAAUUGGUUCUGCACCAAGUGCAUCAUUAUUUUUUGUUACUUACGAAGGUAUUAAAAGUAUAUCAAAAUAUAAAAUAUCUGAGAAGCAUCAUUUUUUUCUUCAUAUGGGAUCAGCAUCUUUGGCAGAGAUGGUGGCUUGUUCAAUAAGAGUACCUAUAGAAGUAAUAAAACAAAGAAAACAAGUUUCUGUAUUGGAUAGAAAAGAUAUUAAUUUGAAAAUGUUGUAUUGUGGCUACUGGAGUACUGUGGCAAGAGACAUGCCAUUUAGUUUAAUACAAUUUCCCCUAUGGGAGUAUUUUAAGAAAGUUUGGAAUUUACAUAUUGAUAGAGAAAUUCUUCCAAUAGAAAGUGCUACAUGUGGAGCAAUUGCAGGUGGCAUCGCUGCCACUGUUACUAAUCCAUUAGAUGUUAUAAAAACACGAAUAAUGCUUUCACAUAGAAAUGAGAGUACUUCAGAAUUAAAAAUAUUAUAUGUGUUGAAAGAUAUAUACAAAAACGAAGGCUUACAUGUUGUUUUCUGGUGUAUGUCCUAG
Molecule: messenger RNA, 699 nt
Organism: Eufriesea mexicana
Lineage: Eukaryota; Metazoa; Arthropoda; Insecta; Hymenoptera; Apidae
Product: S-adenosylmethionine mitochondrial carrier protein
Exons: 6
Coding region: 1-699 (232 amino acids)
Source: RefSeq, a predicted model, not a curated record